Molecule: messenger RNA, 3663 nt
Organism: Momordica charantia (bitter melon)
Lineage: Eukaryota; Viridiplantae; Streptophyta; Magnoliopsida; Cucurbitales; Cucurbitaceae
Product: calcium-transporting ATPase 2, plasma membrane-type
Biological process (GO): calcium ion transmembrane transport
Cellular component (GO): intracellular membrane-bounded organelle; plasma membrane
Molecular function (GO): ATP hydrolysis activity; P-type calcium transporter activity; ATP binding
Source: RefSeq, a predicted model, not a curated record
CUUAUACUAAUUCCUUCACCACCCCCUUCUUCUUCUUCAUCCUCUCCAAUUCAUUCUUUUGGAUUUUGUUGCUGAAUCCAAAAUGGCGACGUAGACAGAGAGGAAACAGUCCCUAAUCCUGUACUUGACUGACCCACUACCAUUUCUUCUUUGUUGUUAUUAUUAUUCUCUGGUAAUUGUCGCGAAGCAUCGCUGCUGCAACUCCGAGCCUUCCCCUUCUCCUUCUCCAUCGGGACUUCGUUUCCUUAAUAUAUAUAAACUGCGGUGCGGAUACCCUUUCACUAAUUCACUGGGAAAAGAUGGAAAGGUUUUUGGAGGAGAAUUUUGGGGGUGUCAAACCAAAAAACUCGUCUGAGGAGGUGUUGCAAAGGUGGAGGGAGCUUUGUGGAGUUGUCAAGAACCCCAAAAGGAGGUUUCGCUUCACCGCCAAUCUCUCCAAACGUGGCGAAGCUGCUGCUAUGCGCCAGAACAAUCAGGAGAAGUUGAGGAUCGCAGUUUUAGUCUCAAAAGCUGCAUUUCAGUUCAUCCAAGGUGUGCAACCGAGUGAUUAUAAUGUUCCGGAGGAAGUCAAAGCUGCAGGUUUCCAAAUUUGUGCUGAUGAGCUCGGGUCUAUUGUUGAAGGCCAUGACCCAAAGAAGUUUAAACAUCAUGGUGGGGUUGAAGGGAUUGCAGGAAAGCUCUGUACAUCAACAACAAAUGGGCUUAAUAGCGAUCCUGAUGCACUCAAUCGCAGGCAAGAAAUUUAUGGAGUUAACAAAUUUGCUGAGAGCGAACAGAGGAGUUUCUUGGUGUUCGUUUGGGAGGCCCUCCAAGACAUGACUCUCAUGAUCCUUGGACUCUGUGCUUUUGUCUCUUUGGUAGUUGGCAUAAUAACAGAGGGGUGGCCACAUGGGGCUCACGAUGGCCUUGGAAUUGUUGCCAGUAUCUUACUAGUUGUAUUUGUCACGGCAACUAGUGAUUAUCGACAAUCCUUACAGUUCAAGGACUUGGAUAAGGAGAAAAAGAAGAUAUCAAUUCAGGUCACAAGGAAUGGUUAUAGACAGAAAAUGUCGAUUUACGAUUUACUUCCUGGAGAUAUUGUACACCUGUCUAUUGGGGAUCAAGUCCCUGCAGAUGGACUCUUUGUUUCAGGGUUCUCUGUGUUGAUUGAUGAGUCAAGUUUGACUGGAGAAAGUGAGCCAGUGAUGGUGACUGCAGAGAACCCAUAUCUUCUAUCAGGAACUAAAGUUCAAGAUGGAUCCUGCAAGAUGAUGGUCACUACUGUUGGGAUGAGAACACAAUGGGGUAAGUUGAUGGCCACUCUUAGUGAAGGUGGAGAUGACGAAACUCCAUUGCAGGUGAAAUUGAAUGGAGUGGCAACAAUUAUUGGGAAAAUAGGUCUAUUCUUUGCCAUUAUCACUUUCGCUGUGUUGGUUCAAGGAUUGGUUAGCCGUAAACUUCGAGAAGGGACUCACUGGAGUUGGUCUGCAGACGAUGCCUUAGAGAUAUUGGAAUUCUUUGCUGUUGCAGUCACAAUUGUUGUUGUUGCUGUGCCAGAGGGGCUUCCUUUGGCUGUGACGUUGAGCCUUGCCUUCGCCAUGAAGAAGAUGAUGAAUGAUAAAGCACUCGUCCGUCACCUGGCAGCUUGUGAAACUAUGGGUUCUGCCACAAGUAUUUGUAGUGACAAGACUGGAACAAUCACCACAAAUCGCAUGACAGUAGUUAAAUCAUGCAUUUGCAUGAAUGUCAAGGAAUCAAGUAAUAAUGUUUCAAGCUUCUGUUCUGACCUUCCAGCCUCUCUUAUCAAACUUCUCCAACAAUCAAUAUUCAACAACACUGGGGGAGAAGUUGUAAUCAACAAAGAUGGCAAGCGUGAGUUGUUGGGCACUCCCACUGAGACUGCAUUAUUAGAGUUUGGUCUCUCACUUGGUGGGGAUUUUCAGGCUGAGAGACAGGCAGCUAAACUUAUUAAAGUUGAGCCAUUCAACUCUGAGAAAAAACGGAUGGGUGUUGUCUUACAAUUUCCUGAAGGUGGUUUCCGUGCUCACACUAAAGGUGCUUCAGAAAUAGUGUUGGCUGCCUGUGACAAGGUGAUCAAUUCGAGUGGUGAGGUUGUUCCUUUAGAUGAAGCUUCCAUCAAGCAUCUCAAUGUUAUUAUCAAUCAGUUUGCUGGUGAAGCUCUCCGAACACUUUGCCUUGCCUAUAUGGAACUGGAAAAUGGAUUCUCUGUCAAAGAUCCUAUUCCAGUUUCUGGUUAUACCUGUAUAGGUAUAGUGGGUAUUAAAGAUCCCGUUCGUCCCGGUGUUAAAGAGUCAGUUGCGGUUUGUCGUUCAGCUGGUAUUACUGUACGAAUGGUUACUGGUGACAAUAUCAAUACAGCUAAAGCUAUUGCUAGAGAAUGUGGAAUUCUCACAGAUGAUGGCAUUGCCAUUGAGGGUCCAGAUUUCAGAGAGAAGACCCUAGACGAAUUGCUUAAAAUUAUUCCCAAAAUUCAGGUGAUGGCUCGAUCUUCACCUCUUGAUAAGCACACUCUGGUCAAGCAUUUGCGGACCACUUUUGAUGAAGUUGUUGCUGUUACUGGUGAUGGGACAAACGAUGCUCCUGCUCUUCACGAAGCAGAUAUUGGUCUUGCAAUGGGCAUUGCUGGAACUGAGGUUGCCAAAGAGAGUGCUGAUGUGAUAAUUCUCGAUGAUAAUUUCUCCACCAUAGUGACUGUGGGAAAAUGGGGUCGUUCCGUUUACAUAAAUAUUCAAAAAUUUGUGCAGUUCCAGCUGACUGUAAACAUAGUAGCGUUGAUCGUAAACUUCUCUUCAGCUUGUGUGACAGGUAGUGCUCCUCUUACGGCAGUCCAGCUCUUGUGGGUGAACAUGAUAAUGGAUACACUUGGAGCGCUGGCACUCGCCACUGAGCCUCCAAAUGAUGAAUUGAUGAAGCGCUUACCUGUUGGGAGGAGAGGAAGUUUUAUCAGCAAUGUCAUGUGGAGGAAUAUAUUGGGGCAAUCCUUGUAUCAGUUCUGCGUGAUAUGGUUUCUGCAGGCGAAAGGAAAAGCAAUGUUUGAUCUCGAGGGCCCUGGUUCCGAUUUGAUACUGAAUACGCUCAUCUUCAAUUCCUUUGUGUUCUGUCAGAUUUUCAACGAAAUAAGUUCCAGGGAGAUGGACAAAAUCAAUGUGUUCAAAGGCAUACUUGAUAACUAUGUGUUUGUAACUGUGCUUGGUUCCACCUUGGUGUUCCAAAUAAUUAUCAUCGAGUUCCUGGGAACAUUUGCAAGCACGACCCCUCUGGAUAUGUCGCAGUGGCUCUUUUGUGUGGCAAUUGGAUUUAUAGGGAUGCCAAUUGCUGCCAUCUUGAAGACUAUCCCAGUAUAAAAAAGAAAGUCCAGGUGAAGCAGAGAGAGUGAGAUGUUUUUCCAGUCACAUAGAUUUAGAGAGGGCGUUGAUUCAGAUUGUUUGAAAAUGGACUGUAGUUAUAGCUCUAUUAUUUCUAUGUAUAUUAGUGGCCAUAAAAGUUGUCUACGAUUCAUUAAAUUGAAUAUCUAUUCCCCUAUAUGCAUUUUUGUAUCUCCAUUCUUUUGUUCUUUGAUCUCCACUGGCGGAUGACAAAGAUACUGUCAAUUGGAAGAUUUUUCUACUUUCUUCCUUGAUGUUCAAAAAUAUGAAACCUUUUAGUUUUGUCGUGUUCAAAUAA